UUAGAAGAUUCUUUAAAAAACAAAAAGGGUCUGGUCUGGUUUUAGUUUGCUCUAUUGACUAUCUCAAAACUUGCAAAGAUCUUCCCCACUCGAGCUAUCUAUCUCUCUCUCUCUCUCUGAAUCGAAAGGGUUGAACUUUGGAGCUAGCUAGCUUCAUCUGUUUCGCUUCUUCCCUGGUUGGUACCCAGUUUCAAUUUCGCUAGGGUUUUUUCUUCUUCUUCUUCUUCUUCACCGCCGAUAGCUAGCUGCCCAAGUGUGUCUCUGUUCUUCUUCCUCGGUGAAUUUACAAAUGGAGAUAUCCUUUUCUCCGGUGCCCAAAGGAAGAACUUUGAGGGGAAUGAAUUGAUUUUUUUUGUUUUUGUCUUCUCUCAGAGGUAUGCGUGUUGUGUUGUUUUUCCAUUCAAGAAAUGGUUAUGUUGGGUGAAUCUGGAACAAAGUUUGAAUAUGAGCAAUGGAGUUGGGGAUGGUGGAGCUCAGCAAAGUGAUUUACAUGGUAAUAGAAAGCUUUCCCGAGGCAAUGAUUUCGCUUUCGCCGUUGCUAGAAUGGCUGUCGCUCAGAUUUCCGAGAGUGUUGAGGUUAACUCGUAUCAGGAAUCUCAGUCACGGGAAGGCUUGAGGUUUGCUUCUUUUCAAGAAUCUGCUCUUGAUACACUAACCGAUGUUGCCGUUCAGUAUCUCCAGAGCAUUGGCAAGACUGCUCAUUUCUAUGCCAACUUAGCUGGUAGAGUAGAUGCUAAUUCUCUCGACAUUGUUCAAGCAUUAGAGGAUUUGGGAUCUGGUUUGGGUUUUCCUGAUGUUUCAGAUACUGAUCAUUGUCUUGCUGAUUCCGGUGUUGUCAAGGAUAUUAUUCGUUAUACUAGAGAAGCUGAGGAGAUGCCGUUUGUUUAUUCUCUUCCCCGUUUCCCGUUUAGUAAAGAGAAAAGACCUGCUCCUAGUUUCUCCGAGGUUGGAGAAGAGCCUCCAGAUGAACACAUUCCUGUUUGGCUUCCUGCAUUCCCCGAUACUAAAUCUUCUGAUCGAUCAGAAGAAACUAAUGCAGGCACAAUCGAACAAGAUAUCCCAAGUAAAGAAAACGGGUCAUCCUUACCGAGUGUGCAACAUUCUUUUGAUGGUGAUAGGUUAGAAAUACUUAAAUCUCCAAAGGAUGUUCGGGACACAACAGAAGCAGAAGUGGAAGGUAACCUGUUUUUAACUGCGCCUCUUCGAUUUGUGGAGAAGGAUGCGUCACCUGUGUUUCCUCCUCUGGAGCUUUCAAAUCAAGUCGUUAGAAUCAACCACGUUCCUGAUAAGCAUAUGAGAAACAACCAUGACAUCCCGGUUCUAGAGGCAUCUGCUCCCUCGGAUGAAAUCAACAACAAGAACGGGAUAGCUGUUUCCGAGGAUGGAGGGAAGAGAGAUGAAGCAAGAACACAGCGAAAUCUGGUACGUUUCAAGAUUGGGACUACAAAAAGACGUACGUGCUUGGCAAUAGAUCGGAGCUUCCAGGAAGAGGGUUGGUUUCAAGAUGGUGAAGACAAUAGAAAGAAAAAGUCAGAAAUCGAAGAUAAGCGCGGAAGGAUUGACUCGCAAAUUGUCCACUCAGAUGUAAAAUAGGUCCUCCCAUAUGAUGUCUUCCUCAUCGUCCUCCAAGAGACACUUGGAGUUGUUUUGUUGUAACCUAUCAAUCUCUGAACACAGAGUCUGCAGAAGUUUUUCUUCUUUUGAUAUUUUCUCCAUCUUUUUGAGUGGAUUUGAUGUUAAACGUGGUUUGGUACAGCCUUCUGCAGUGAAUCUCUGAGCUAGAAUCUCGUUCACGGUAUCAAAGACCAGUUUUCUCCUGAUUUUCUCUGUCGCGUUUGUCUGCUCGUGUCUGAAUCCUCUGCCUCUAUAUUUGCUGUCCGGUAGAGUCACAUUGCUGGCCUUAUUCUGUUCCAGGAUGAAGAACAGACCAGGAUUGAUCGGGAGGCGCGCUUGGUGCAGCUGAAAGCUUAUCAUGCUGUAUUCGAGAUCUCUUAGAAG
This is a messenger RNA of Camelina sativa (false flax), 1998 nucleotides long. Lineage: Eukaryota; Viridiplantae; Streptophyta; Magnoliopsida; Brassicales; Brassicaceae. The record is from RefSeq and is a predicted model, not a curated record.